AUGAUAGCACCUUCGUCGUCAUCAAUAUCAACAACAUCAUCAAAUGAUUACCAACCAAUACUUAGUUAUCAAAUGACACAAGGACAAAAGUAUAGAAUAUCGUCUUUGGCAACCGAUGCAACUGGACAAAAGAUUGCACUUGGAAGUGAGAGAAACCUAUAUAUCCUUUUAUUGACACAAGAUGGUGGUGACACUGAAGAACAAAUAACUCUUAGAAAGACAUUGUAUCCAACCAAGGAUAGUAGUAGUACCGGCAAUGUAGUCCUAAGUUGGUGUCAUGAUAAAUUAAAAUCAAAUCUAAUUUCUACUUCUAAUGGAACCAAUUUAUUUGUAUAUGAUACAAAUGAAGAGAAAUAUGUAUAUUCAUUUAACAAGGCACAUUCAAGACACAUUUCUUCAUUGUCUUGGAAUAUGGCAGAUUCAAAUAUAUUGGCUAGUGCAUCGGGUGAUUCAUUCAUCAAGAUUUGGGAUUUAAGAGAUCAAAAGAAUGCAUCUACAUUGAUCAAUGCUCAAUCAAGUCUUAAUCAAAUCGAAUGGAAUCCACAUUCUUCAACUAUGAUUGCUUCUUCUCAUUGUGGUGAAAUUAAAAUUUGGGAUAUUAGAAAAUUUGGAUCACCAUUAACAUCAUUUACAGCACAUAUUGGUGGAAUUCCAUCUAUUGAAUGGCAUCAUAAAGAUAAAAGUACCAUAUUGACAUGUGGAACUGAUCGAUCCAUCAAAAUUUGGGAUGCAUCACCACCUUCAAAAUUAUUAAGAUCUUAUAAAAUUGGUUCACCAUGUAGUCUUUCAAAAUUUGUUCCAUUUACAAGUCAAAAAGUAGUAGCAACGAUUCAACAAAAAGGAGAUAAUGAAAUAUCAUUUUGGUCAGGUUCAAAUGAUUCAUCAGUGAUGAAUUUAGUUGGUCAUCAAAGUCCAGUUUUAUCAUUUGAUUGGAGAAUAGUUGAUGGUGCAACUCCAAGUGAUCCUACCGAUAGAAAAUAUUAUCUAGUUUCACUUGGAAAGGAUAAUUUUAUUAAAAUGUGGAAAUUUACAGAUGAAAUGAUUGGUAAUAUUGUAAAUGUUGAUAGUUUAUUAUCACCAGAAUCAAAAUCAAUAGGGAUAGGAGGAAAAAGAAAUUACCCAUUAGAUUUAAGCCAAGAAUUAUUAAGAAUUGUCCAAGAGAAAUUUAGCAAUCUAACCAUCGAGAAAACAAACAUGACAGAAAGAAUAUGUGUCGUCAAUAUUGACAAUCGUAAAAUCAUCCUCAUUAUUUCAUUUCCUUCAUUGUAUCCCUCUGCAGCUCCAUCUUUUGAAAUAUUAAUUAAAUCUUCACCAACUACAAAUAAUAUAAAGGUUCAAUUAAAAAAGGAACUUGAUAGAUUAUCAUUAGAAUUUAUUGAAACAAAGAAACCAUUUUUAUAUCAACUAUUGAAAAAGUUUUCAGAGUUUUAUUCACAAGAGAUUGAAAAGGAACCUACAUGCUACCAAAACAUUACAGAUUUUGUUGAUUCGCCACAGAUUAGCAAGAGAACUAGUUUGACAAUGCAACCAUUUAGAUUGUCUGAUUAUCAAAGACAAUACCCUUCACCAACAGAUUCCAAUAAUAAUAAUAAUACAACUCAACCAAAUACAUUGACAUCGACAACAUCAACUACAACAACAACAAUAAUACCUCCAACUUCACCUGUUGUUUUGACUUCGAUUGGUGAAUAUACUAAUGGUAAUAAUAGUUUUGAUCAUGAAAGAGAUUUAGAUGGAGAACAACUCCGUAGUCGAAGUAAUAGUGCAACACCAAUAUUACAAUCACAGCAAGAUACAUCAUCAUCUGGGUAUAGACAUCGAGCUGGAUCGAUUGGAUCAUCUUUUGCACCAUUACCUCCAAAUGCACCAUACUAUAAUAGUAAUCAAUCUGUUUUAUUUGAAAUGUAUGAAGUUAAACCAACCGAUACUCUUACUGGAAUCGCAUUACAAUUUAAUAUGCCAAGAAAUGUAAUCAUUCAAACAAAUCGUUUAUUAUCUGAUAUGGUUAUUCCUGGUCAAAUAUUAUGGGUAUUUAAAAAAAAGGAUAGAUUUCAACAACAACAACAACAACAGGGACAAGAUUUGGAAAAGAUACCAUUAGAUCUGAAUAAUUUAUCAAUCAACGGCGAUUUAAAUACAAGUGUAUCAUCUGAAGAUUCAAUUUCAUUGACUCCACUCGCAUCCCCAUUGAUUGUUCCAACUAUUGCUAUAUUAUCACCACAACAACAAUCACAACAACAAUCACCAUUCACUGGAAAUAGACCAAGAAGUAGAAGUAGCAAUUCAUCCAAUAUAAACAUAAAUGACCUUUUCAAACCAGUCAAAGAGGAAGUGCAAAUGGCAUUUCAAACUUUGGAUCCAAAUUUUAUAGCAUCAAGUGGAAAUGGUAAAAUGGAUGGUACUAUACCAACCAUUCAUGUUGAACAAGCUCUGACAUCUCGUGGAUCAGCUCUAAUCACAAAAUCAACUAGUCAAAAUUCAUUUGAUACGGCAAGUGAUAAAUAUAGUUGGGGUAGUCAUAGAACUAGAUUUACUCAAAUCCCCAAAGAAAGCAUUCACAAGGAACAAUUAAUUUGCUUUACAAAAAACAAAAGAAUCUAUGGUACUCUAACAUUGACACCUUAUCAAUUUAUUUUUCAAUCACAUUACAAUACCGAUCAAAUAUUUGCCGAUUACAUUCAAAUCAUUUCUUGUAAAUAUUUCCCAAACAAAACUGAAUGGAUUGCUCAUUUAUCAAGGGAUUGGAAUAAAGAACAAAGUUUAAUUAAAAAAAAGAAUCAAGAUAAUCAUGAAUAUGAUGUAUUUAUCCAAAGUGAAAUUUCAAAAUUAAAUGAAUUGGAAGAGGAAAAUACCAUAUCAAUCAAUGGAAAGGAUAAAAAAGUAUUGGUUUUCCCUUGUAUCUACCUAUUGAUUUACAAGGAUAAAUAUAUUCAAACUUUAUUCUUGAGAGGUAUUGAUGAAAAUAGUGUACAAAAGAGUUUCUCAUUUUUAAAAAAAUUGAUUGUUGAUCGUAAAGAAUCUUCACCAAUGGCAGUUUCACCUGUUCUUGGAUCAACACCAAUCAACAAUACAGCAACAACAAUACCAUUGGUUAAAUUACCACCACCCAUUCCAAUUGCAUUACCACCAACUCUUGCAUCACUUGGUGGAGGGUCAUUUGAAGAACACAGUUAUUCACCAAAACUCAUUCAAACAUUUACAAAGUAUGAAAAACCAUUGGAAGAUGCUCUGCUAACCUCUGAAAUAUUCAAGAGACUUCGUCAUUAUCUCCCCAUUCGACUCCAAGGCAAUGACGUAGAGUUGAAAUAUAAUUCUACCAAUGAUGGUGUCUCUUUUCAAACUUUUUUCAGAAAAAUGAAAGGUAUCAAGUUUUCAAUCCUCUUGGUUAAAGAUAAUGGUGGUCAUGUAUUUGGAGCAUUUUUAUCAGAUGAAAUUAGAACAAAGGAUGCCAAAUUUUAUGGAGAUGGUGAAACCUUUUUAUUUAAAAUAUAUCCAGAAUUUAAUGUUUGGAAGUGGUCCAAAGAAAAUGACUUUUUCAUUUAUUCUACGUUUGAAUAUUUUGUGGUUGGUGGAGGUUCAUCAUUUGGUCUUUGGAUGGAUACUGAUUUCCUUCAUGGGUCAAGUGGAGUUUGCGAAACAUUUAAAAAUCAAUGUCUCUCUUAUGCAAGUGAUUUCAAUCCAAUCGUAGUUGAAUGUUGGAGUGUUGGUGCUUGA
Messenger RNA from Cavenderia fasciculata, 3714 nucleotides. RefSeq names its product WD-40 repeat-containing protein (gene lysA). Gene Ontology annotation, molecular function: protein binding. The transcript is spliced from 9 exons. Bases 1 to 3714 code for a protein of 1237 amino acids. The record is from RefSeq and is a predicted model, not a curated record. Lineage: Eukaryota; Evosea; Eumycetozoa; Acytosteliales; Cavenderiaceae.